AAGUAUUGAAUUGACUGAACCAGAUGAAAAAAUGAAAGAAAAGAAUACUAAAGUAACCGAAGAAGCUACUCCAGUCACUGAAGAAAAAUAUACAGCAAAAAUGAGAAACCUUGCCAAUGUUUCGGAAGAUAAAGUUGAAAAGGAUAUUCUACCCUUCAUACACAGGAAGUUAAAAGAGGAGGAAAGUAUAUUGGCACAAUUAGGGAACAAAAAUAAUAUUGUAUUAGAUGUUCUGGAUUUUGCUGGACAGGGGUCCUAUUAUGCGUCACAUCAAACUUUUAUUCGAGAAGAUGCCAUAUACAUAAUAGUUGUUGAUGCAUCUAGAAGUAUAGUAGAAAGAUUUGGGGAAAAUAAAGAAAGAGGAGCUGCAAAAAAUGAACCCCUUGACUUAUGUAAUACAUCUUUUUCAAAUUGGUGCCAAAAAGGUAUUGAACUUGAAUCUUUCAGAAUAAUUUGUCUAGAAAUUAGAAAAAACAAACUUUAA
This is a messenger RNA of Saccostrea cuccullata (small rock oyster), 484 nucleotides long. RefSeq lists its product as uncharacterized. The record is from RefSeq and is a predicted model, not a curated record. The transcript has 3 exons. The coding region runs from base 32 to 484 and encodes 150 amino acids. Lineage: Eukaryota; Metazoa; Mollusca; Bivalvia; Ostreida; Ostreidae.